AUGCGAGAACAACAAUCCAUUCAAGCCGCAUUUUACAAGUUGGAUGAUAAAAGUAAGCAUGAAUAUCGGAUUCGGUUAAACACUUCAAUCGAUGUGGUAAGACUUCUCUUGGAUCAAGGUUUUGCAUUUCGUGGUCAUGACGAGAGUGAAUCAUCAUUGAACAAGGGUAAUUUUCUUGAAGUUCUUUCUUGGUUAGCUGCUAGAUGUGAUGCAAUUAAACCUUUUGUGUUAGAAAAAGCUCCAAAAAAUAAUAAAAUGACUUCUCAUGACAUCCAAAAAGAUAUUGUGACUGCGUGUAAGAUUGAAAUAGUUAAGGCAAUAAUAGAGGACAUAAAUAGUGACUACUUUGAUUUAUUGGUUGAUGAAUCUAGAGAUGUGUCAUGCAAAGAGCAAAUGGCUAUUUGUCUAAGAUAUGUUGACAAAAUGGGAUUUGUGAUGGAGGUAUUUAUUGGACUUGUUCACAUUAAAGAUACUAGUGUUUUAUCUCUAAAGAAAGCAAUUGUAGAUGUACUUGCUCACCAUUCUUUGACUUUAUCUAAUGUACGUGGGCAAUGUUACGAUGGGGCAAGUAAUAUGCAAGGUGAGCUAGGUGGUCUUAUAACGUUGAUUAGACAAGAAAGUAGAUCGGCUCAUUCUGUUCAUUGUUUUGCUCAUCAACUUCAAUUGACUCUUGCUGCGGUUUCUAAAAAGUGUGUUCAAGUAGGUGAACUUGUAUUAUUAAUUUCAAAUAUUUUGAAUGUGUUGGGAGCUUCUUUUAAACGUGUGGAUAAUUUUCGAGAAUCUCAAAAAAAGCAUCUCCAAAUGGCAUUGGAUAUGGAUGAACUAGAAACGGGUAGAGGGUUGAAUCAAGAACUUGAUGUUUUAGGAAUCACAAAUGAUCUUAAUGUUUCAUUACAGAAAAAUGAGCAAGACAUUGCAAAUGCCAUGAUUCUUGUAAAGGUAGCAAAGAGAAGGUUGCAAGCUUUAAGAGAUAAUGAAUGGGAUCCUCUCUUUAAAAAAAAUAUUGGAUGGGAUUCACUUAAAGAAAAGGUAGAAGCAUUUUGUAUCAAGCAUGGCAUUUCAUUACCCAAUUUUGAAGAUCCAUAUACUAAUUAUGGGAGAUCACGACGUAAUGUAGUUAUUUGUACUACUUUGCAUCAUUAUCGUGUGGAUGUGUUUUAUAAAAUCAUUGAUUGGCAACUACAAGAACUUAAUGAUCGUUUCAAUGAGGUGACAAGUGAUUUGCUUAAUGGAGUAUCUUGCAUGAAUCCAAUUGAUUCAUUUUCUAGUUUUGACAUAAAAAAGAUAAUGAGAAUGGCUGAAUUAUAUCCUGAUGAUUUUGAUGGGUCCAACAUGAGAGCUCUUGAGAAUCAACUUGUUAAUUACAUUAUUGAUGUUCGUGAUAUUGAUGAAAGGUACUUCAAUUUGGGUGGACUUGGAGAACUUUCAAGAAAGUUGGUUGAGACAAAGAAGCAUUUAAUCUAUUCUCUCGUAUUUCUUUUAGUGAAGUUUGUUUUGCUUCUACCUGUUGUCACUGCUACAGUUGAAAGAGCUUUUUCGGCAAUGAAGAUUAUCAAGAAUGACUUGCGAAAUCGAAUGGAUGAUGAAUUCUUAAAUGGUUGCAUAGUGCCUUAUGUAGAGAAAAAAUAUGAACACCCUUGGCGAAAAUCCUGGCUCCGCCAUUGUUGGAGACGGCUCGCUGGAGCUGCUGGCUGCUGGCUCCUGCUCGCCAGUGGAAAAGAGGGAAGCAGCGAUGGGAAAGGGAGGAGAAGAAAGAGAUUGGCGCCGGGGUUGCUGCUGGUCGCAACUGCUGCUAGUCGCCGGAGCGAGGAAAUAGACGGGGGCGGCUGCUGGAGAGAGAUAGAGGAGAGAAAAUGUGAAAAAAAUGAGAACGUUGGAGGGCAACCGAAAAUUGAUAGGAGCCGCACGUUGGAUGAAUCUCCAACGGCUCUAUACGAGAGGAUAAGGACACUCGAUUUUCUGGACUGGGCUCGCGAUUUGCUGGAGCUUGUGUUUCGCACUUUGAAAUGGAGGUGGGGUCAAGGCAUUCCAAAGAAAGAGAAAGAAGAUGGAAAGUUCAACGAAGAAGAAGAAGAAAAGGGUGAUGCAAUGGUGGUUGAGGCGGCAGAUCUGAAGAGAAAGAAAGAGGGUGAGGUUUCUAACAGGAGAAAUAGGGUCGAAAUGGGGGUUUCAAAGAAGGAGAAACAAAAAGGUGGGGAUGGUGGUUGA
Molecule: messenger RNA, 2208 nt
Organism: Solanum verrucosum
Lineage: Eukaryota; Viridiplantae; Streptophyta; Magnoliopsida; Solanales; Solanaceae
Exons: 5
Coding region: 1-2208 (735 amino acids)
Source: RefSeq, a predicted model, not a curated record